Caenorhabditis elegans is the source of this 4234-nucleotide messenger RNA. It is a transcript of the gene acy-1, whose product is annotated as adenylate cyclase. Gene Ontology annotation, biological process: intracellular signal transduction; cyclic nucleotide biosynthetic process; cGMP biosynthetic process. Gene Ontology annotation, molecular function: guanylate cyclase activity; adenylate cyclase activity; magnesium ion binding. The record is from RefSeq and is marked reviewed. Gene Ontology annotation, cellular component: membrane. The transcript has 13 exons. Bases 118 to 3879 code for a protein of 1253 amino acids. Lineage: Eukaryota; Metazoa; Nematoda; Chromadorea; Rhabditida; Rhabditidae.
AGUAGGAGGCGAAGGAGGGGGAACAACUACUACUCGCUCUCCUCUACUUGCCUCAUCUUCUUCCUUUUCAUUUUUCAACGUCUUCUAUUCUGAAGAUUCUUCUUGUCUUCUGGAUUCAUGGACGACGAUGUCGGUGAACGAACACCGGCUCUCGGUGGUUCAUGUGGACCAUCAGUUCGUGCACACAGUAGUUCCCCAAGACGUGUUCCAUUAUUUGAGAGAGCAUCUGCUAGAUGGUGGAAUCCUCAAUUUCGAUCUGCAACACUAGAAGCUCAAUAUUGGAAGUGUAGUUUCAGUCAGUUAAGAGAUCGAUUUCGUUCUGGAUUAAUAUAUAUUGCCGUUGUAAUUGCCGCUUGGACACUUUAUUUAGCUUUAUUCGAUAGAACUUUUAUUCAGCAUUGGAUCGUUUCACUAUGCCUCUGUGCCAUUAUUUUCGCGAUGUUUGCCUUCACGGCGUGCGCCGCUCAAUACCAAAGGUUCUACAUGCCAACCUCAUUUCUAUGCACUUUUUUGAUAUGCCUUGUCACGUUGCUCAUCUUCUCCGCAGAGAAUCAAGCUGCGUUUAUGACUCCAGUUGCAAGUCUUGCCACAAGUUUUCAGGUCGUUCUCCUGAUCUACACAGUCAUUCCACUGCCACUCUAUUUAUGUAUACUCAUCGGAAUAAUCUACUCAAUCCUAUUUGAGAUUCUCAACAAGAACAAAAUUGGUCUUGAAGAGGCCGGAUACAUUAAGCUUGUCCUUCACGCUGGUGUCCAUUUACUCGGUGUCCAUUUGUUCAUUUUAACUCAAGUGCGACAGAGGAAAACGUUUCUGAAAGUGGGACAAUCGAUGUUGGCAAGAAAGGAUCUAGAGUUGGAGACACAGUUUAAAGAUCAUAUGAUUCAGUCUGUGAUGCCUAAAAAGGUAGCUGAUGAAUUACUGAAAGAUGCAUCAGAACUUCGCCGACCUUCUGCUUCCAACGACUCAAACUGCCGAACUUCAAAUGCUACACAAGUUGACCAGCCCCUUGCCAAGAUGGUACCUGAAUACCGAAAGUUCCGUCCAUUUACGAUGAAUCUCAUGACAAAUGUGUCGAUUCUGUUUGCGGAUAUUGCUGGGUUUACUAAAAUGUCAUCAAAUAAAUCUGCCGACGAACUUGUCAAUCUGCUCAAUGAUCUUUUUGGAAGAUUCGAUACUUUGUGUCGAUUGAGAGGAUUAGAGAAGAUUUCAACUUUGGGAGAUUGUUACUAUUGUGUUGCUGGAUGUCCUGAACCAUGUGAUGAUCAUGCAUGCAGAACAGUCGAAAUGGGUCUCGACAUGAUUGUUGCAAUCCGCCAAUUUGAUAUUGAUCGUGGACAAGAAGUGAAUAUGCGUGUGGGAAUUCAUACAGGAAAAGUAAUGUGCGGAAUGGUUGGAACAAAAAGAUUCAAAUUCGAUGUGUUCUCAAACGAUGUCACACUGGCAAAUGAGAUGGAAUCUUCUGGUGUUGCUGGAAGAGUUCACGUUUCCGAAGCAACUGCAAAACUUUUGAAAGGGCUUUAUGAAAUUGAAGAGGGACCGGAUUAUGAUGGUCCAUUGAGGAUGCAAGUUCAGGGAACUGAACGUCGUGUUAAACCAGAAAGCAUGAAGACUUUCUUUAUCAAAGGACGUAUUAAUGAUGGUGUAGAAGAAGAAGUGAUGCAAGUUCAGGAAGUUGAGAGCCUUCACAGUCAGAAAAGCAGUAAAAAGUCGACUCUAAAACAGAAAUGGGCGGAAAAGUUGAAAAUGAACCACACAAAUUCUUAUCCAAUGCGAGCCGCUGCACGUGAAGGAGGUGGAAGUUUGAGAAUAAAAUUGGCAGAGAGAAAUAGAAGUACACAGUUACUGCCAAAAGAAUCAAAUUCAAUUUGUAUAAUGGAAGAUAACCGAAAGUCAGCAUCACUUCAAGCAUUGGCAACGAAUAAUUUUAAUGGAAGUAAUACAGAUACAAAUAACACUUAUAGUGAACGUGGAGUUGCUGGAAGUGUUAGUAAGAAGUCUGUAGCUGGAAGUGAAAGUAAUAGUAUAAAAGGAAGUAGAAGCAGUGGACUACAAUUAUCUCUACAAGAUGGAAAUUCUGAUUUAAAUUCAGUUGGAGGUUUGGAUACUGCAAUCAGUCACCAUCACAAUGCAGCAUCUCUCACUCGAUUUGAUACUGAUAACAAUUUUGAUCAGCGUUUGGCAAUGGUAAUUGGACAAGGAGAAGGAGGAUUUGAUAAAGGAUUUUGGAAUCAUCAUGAUAGUUUGAAUAAGUGGACUCUUCGAUUUAAUGAAAAGGACGUUGAAGAGGAAUAUCGAGCUCAUUUUGUGGAUUCAUCGGAAAGAUAUACGGCAUCAAAGAAAGGUCAUGUUGAAAGACAUAAAGAUUUGAUGGAACAAGGUGGAGAAAAAGAUGGAAUUACUGGAUCAACGGUCAACAAGUAUAGAUAUUCAGGAGUCUUCAUCGAUAUAAUUGUUGCCACGUUGAUAUUUGUAAUAUCGGGUGCAGUUGCAAUUAUGUCUGUCCGUCCAUUCCCAUUAUCACUCAUUGCAUACUUCCCAUUUGCUGCUGCAAUUCUCAUUCUUACAAUUGUCCUUAUUGGUCUUCCACUUCUCGCCCGUAAAAAAUCAUUCCAAUGUGCAAAUCAAUGGAUGCCACGUCAUCUCAUCGGUCUUCUUCUGAUCUUUCUUCCAAUCGGUGUCGCAAUCUGUAUCAUGCCAUUGUGCCAAAGUGGAGACUGUGCAAAUGUAAUUCUGAACUACCGUCUUGCAUUCAGUUAUGUCACCAUUCUUGCCAUAUUCGCUCAUUGCAACUUCUCCCAAUUAGCUGCCUGGCCAAAAACUACUGCUGCAGUAUUUAUCGGACUUCUCCACAUUGCUGGAGUUUUCUACUGCGAAUUCAAUUUGAAACACUUAGUUGAAGAGCAAGACACCUGCAACGUGACAGCAAUCAUGAUUCCACCAAUUCGCAAAGGUCUGAACUACACAAUUGCAUUGAACUCGACAUCUGCAAGAACAUUAUCUCAAGAUUUUGGAUCUCCAUUAUUCAUUUGGGAGCUGCUUCUGGAUGUGAUCCUGUCGAUUGUUCUAGUUGCAUUCCUUAAUUAUCAGUUCGAAACCGCAUUCCGUAUGUCAUUCUUUGGAGAUGUUCAAGCUCGUCGGGACACUGAAAGAAUGCAAAUCGUGCGUGAUCAAGCCGAUUGGCUCCUGAAUAACGUGAUCCCAGCCCACGCAGUAGAAAGUCUUAAAACGGAUACCAAAUACAGUGAAAACCAUGAAACAGUUGGUGUACUGUUCGCUUCAAUCACUAAUUGGAAUGAUAUGUAUGAAGAGAAUUUCGAAGGGGGCAGAGAAUUCUUGAGAGUUCUCAAUGAAGUUAUUGGUGACUUUGAUGAGCUUCUCGAUCGGCCGGACUUCACGCAUAUUGAAAAAAUCAAAACAAUUGGGCCUGCGUAUAUGGCAGCAAGUGGAUUGAAUCCAGAACGAAAAAAGAAUAUGUUGCAUCCAAAAGAGCAUCUAUAUCAGAUGGUUGAUUUUGCAUUGGCAGUUCAACAUGUACUCAGUGUUUUCAACGAGGAUUUGCUCAAUUUUGAUUUUGUUUGCAAGUUAGGACUUAAUAUUGGACCCGUCACUGCUGGUGUCAUUGGAACAACAAAGUUGUACUACGAUAUCUGGGGUGACACUGUAAACAUUGCUAGCCGAAUGUACAGCACCGGAGUUUUAAAUCGCAUUCAAGUAUCACAACACACACGAGAAUAUCUCCUGGAUCGGUAUGAAUUCGAGUUCCGCGAUCAUAUUGAAGUCAAGGGAAUUGAUGGAGGAAUGGAUACUUAUCUUUUGGUUGGUCGAAAAGGUGAUGGAAUACCUCCAUCAAUCAAGGAUAACCAAGAAGACGAAUUUUAAAUUUUCAUACAUUUUGCUUUAAACAAACUUCUAUAAUUCCUUUCACAUUAUUCCAAAAUUUUAUCUCAAACCAUCUUGCCUUUUUUCCAAAUUGUUCUAGUUCCUCAAGAUUUCCAAUUUUCAACCAGUGACCACUAUCUUUAAAACUGCUUUAUCUCUUGGUUCUCAAAAAUCUGUACUUUAAAACUAAAGAAACCAUUUACGGGUACCGAUUUCAAUCCCCUCCAACACCCCCAGUUCAUGCCAUUUUUUGCUUUUUUGCAUUCUCGUUCGCCAAUGUUCUCAAAUGAUCUAGUCUAUGAACAUGUUAUUUUAUUUUGGUUUAACAUCAACUGAUUAAAUCUGAAACAUUAUU